Durio zibethinus is the source of this 1820-nucleotide messenger RNA. RefSeq names its product sugar transport protein 14-like. The record is from RefSeq and is a predicted model, not a curated record. NCBI's taxonomy places the organism in Eukaryota, Viridiplantae, Streptophyta, Magnoliopsida, Malvales, Malvaceae. Gene Ontology annotation, biological process: monosaccharide transmembrane transport. Gene Ontology annotation, molecular function: monosaccharide transmembrane transporter activity. Gene Ontology annotation, cellular component: membrane.
UGCAUAUCUUUCUUCAUAGUUUAACUAUUUAUUUAAUAAUUAAACAUGUCUGGGCUUUCAUCAGAUUGAUCCUUAGCCUAUAUAACACCUUCUGGACUGACUAUUUUUUGCUAGUUUUCUUCUAUUAGUGCAUUUCAGAGGGUGCUCGGAGAGGGAAGAAGAGAGUGGAGAUAUGGCUGGUGGUGGGUUUAACGAAAAUAGGAAUUUGAAGAGAGCUCAUCUCUAUGAAUACAAGACUACCAGUUAUUUUAUCUUUGCUUGCCUUGUUGCAGCUAUGGGAGGAUCCCUUUUUGGAUAUGAUCUUGGUGUUUCUGGUGGAGUGACUUCCAUGGAUGAUUUCUUGAAGGAAUUCUUUCCAAAAAUAUAUAGAAGGAAACAAGCACGCCUUCGCGAAACAGACUACUGCAAAUAUGAUAAUCAGCUCCUCACUCUUUUUACGUCUUCACUAUACUUUGCAGGCCUCAUUUCAACAUUUGGAGCCUCCUAUUUAACCAGGAAAAAAGGACGUAGAGCCAGCAUCCUCGUUGGUGCAGUCAGCUUCUUUCUAGGAGGAGUCAUCAAUGCUGCUUCUGUGAAUAUCCCAAUGCUAAUCAUAGGACGCAUUUUUCUUGGUGCUGGCAUCGGAUUUGGCAAUCAAGCAGUUCCCUUAUAUCUGUCUGAGAUGUCUCCAGCAGAGCAUCGAGGAGCUGUGAACCAGCUUUUCCAAUUGACCACCUGUUUGGGGAUCCUUGUAGCAAAUUUGAUCAACUACGGAACUGAGAAGAUCCAUCCAUGGGGUUGGAGAUUAUCUCUUGGCUUAGCUACAGUUCCAGCGACAAUGAUGUUUGUUGGGGGCCUUGCUCUUCCUGAGACCCCUAACAGUCUUGUAGAACAAGGUAGAUUAGAAGAGGCUAAAAGGGUGUUGGUAAAAGUCAGAGGUACCCCAAAUGUUGAUGCUGAAUUUGCUGAUCUUGUUGAGGCCAGCGAUGCAGCACGGGCUAUAAAGCACCCAUUCAGGAAUCUUCUGCAGAGGAAGAAUCGUCCCCAGUUGGUAUUAGGGGCUUUGGGAAUCCCAGCUUUCCAACAGCUCACCGGAAUGAACUCCAUUCUCUUCUAUGCUCCUGUCAUGUUUCAGACCUUGGGUUUUGGCUCAGGGGCAUCCCUUAUUUCCUCUCUCAUAACUAGUGGAGGACUUGUACUUGCUACAUUAAUUUCAAUGGUUUUAGUGGACAGAUUUGGUAGAAGAACAUUCUUUUUAGAAGCUGGUGUAGAGAUGUUCUGCUGCAUGGUGAUCGUGGCCAUAACUCUGGGCUUAAAGUUUGGAGAAGGAGAACAACUCUCUAAAGCCAUUGGUGCGUUCCUCGUAUUUAUUAUCUUCUUGUUCGUUUUAGCUUAUGGAAGGUCUUGGGGUCCUCUGGGGUGGCUAGUUCCAAGCGAGCUCUUCCCCUUGGAGACUAGGUCAGCCGGCCAAAGCAUGGUGGUCUGUGUCAACCUCCUUUUCACAGCUUUGAUAGCACAAUGUUUCUUGGUGUCACUUUGUCAUCUCAAAUAUGGAAUUUUCUUGCUAUUCGCUGGCCUGAUAUUCAUAAUGAGCAGCUUCAUUUACUUCCUCUUGCCUGAAACAAAGCAAGUUCCAAUAGAGGAAGUCUAUCUUCUCUGGAAGGAUCACUGGUUCUGGAAGAAAUAUGUUGAAGCUGAUGAACCCACCAGUGUAUAACACUAGGAAAAUUCUUUGCUCACAUCCUUUGCUUUCAAGAUUCUCUAUUAAAUAUUUUACUGUAAUUUUUUUAAGGACUUCGGAGUCGGGAGAAGUGUAAAACAAUCUAAUCUCUAUCUUUAUU